Aspergillus homomorphus CBS 101889 is the source of this 588-nucleotide messenger RNA. RefSeq lists its product as uncharacterized. The record is from RefSeq and is a predicted model, not a curated record. Gene Ontology annotation, biological process: endosomal transport. Gene Ontology annotation, cellular component: BLOC-1 complex. Lineage: Eukaryota; Fungi; Ascomycota; Eurotiomycetes; Eurotiales; Aspergillaceae. Bases 1 to 588 code for a protein of 195 amino acids. The transcript is spliced from 2 exons.
AUGAACCUCUUACCCCUCCACAUCAACCUCACCCACAACGACCAACCUCACCACCACACCAUCACUACACCACCCAAACCAAUCACACACAGAGAAACAACAACCAAGAUGUCCCCUCAACCAACGCAAACAAACCCAAACACAAAAGAAGAAGCCAAAACCGCCUUCACAGCAACGCUCCGCAGCGUCGCCCAGAACCACGAGGCGGCGCUGCGCGAUCGCGCCCGCACACUCAACGAAAACGCGCGCGCGCUCGACGCCCAGGAGACGGCGCUGGCGCAGUCGACGGCCGAGCUGGCGAAGCAGAACGACCAGUGGGAUAAGGUGGCGGACACGGCGCGCACUGCCCUCAAGGAGAUCGGCGACGUGCAGAAUUGGGCGGAGGUGAUUGAGAGGGAGCUUUUGGUCGUUGAGGAGGCUUUGCUUCUUGUUGAAUCUAAAUCUAAGGAUCGGGGGGGUUCGGGGGGGUUCGAAGGGGAGGAGGAGGGGGAGGGGUUUGUUGAGGAGGAGGAGGGUAUUGGGAAUGGGAAUGGGAAUGGGAAUGGGAAAUAUCCAAGGGGAAUGGGUGGGUGGUUUCGGUGGUGGUGA